Caretta caretta (loggerhead turtle) is the source of this 3175-nucleotide messenger RNA. RefSeq names its product GRAM domain containing 2B (gene GRAMD2B). Gene Ontology annotation, cellular component: cytoplasmic microtubule. Lineage: Eukaryota; Metazoa; Chordata; Testudines; Cheloniidae. The record is from RefSeq and is a predicted model, not a curated record.
UUUUCUUUAUUUAAAUGGCAGAAUAUUAUUACUAUUAGCAUUAGAGCUACAUAUGAAAAGUAGUAUAUACAAGCUAGGGAAUAGGACUAGUAGUAAUAAGUUCUAAAGUCAUAUCACACCACACAGUAUGGACAUAUCACUGUGGACAAACGGAAAACCACCUUGUGAUGUCAUGCUAAUAUGUUACUUAUUAACAGAUCUUUAAAAAAAAAAAAACUAGCUUGAGCUGGAUUCACACCAAGAAUGCACUUCCUUCCGCAGUGAAAGGCUGAGCUUUCAAAGGAUCACUUUGGAGAUCGGCUGAAUUUGUUGAAUUCUGCAGUCAACUCCCUUAAAAUGGUGAGAAAAAGGCAUUCCCAGGAUAAGUCGGUUUUUCAUUAUGCGAAUCAGAACAGCUUCCCAAAGCCCGGUGAUGGCUCUCCACUCAGCCUUACAGAUAGCAUCGGAUCAGUGUUUAUGAGUUCAGAUGGAGAAUAUGGUGCAGAGGAAAAAAAGAAAGGUGGAAAAUCACCCAGCCUGUUGCCACAGACCCCUACUAGUGAGGCUGAAUGUUUUGAUGACCGGAAAAAAGCUGGCGCCACUAGGACAAAGAUCAGUGUGGACAGCCCCCUCCUGACAACAGAUAUCAAGAGUGACUCCAAGCCUGAAAGGAAAAAACAUGCCUCAAAUCAGUUCAAGGCAAAUGCUCAUUAUCACAAGCUAUUUCUGGAUGUUCCAACUACAGAGCCACUGAAGCAAAGUUUUACCUGUGCUCUACAGAAAGAAAUUCUGUACCAAGGAAAGUUAUUUAUAUCUGAAAACUGGAUUUGUUUUCAUUCCAAGGUCUUUGGUAAAGACACCAAGAUUAGUAUUCCUGUGCUCUCCAUAACACUAAUAAAGAAAACCAAAACUGCCCUUCUGGUGCCAAAUGCUCUGGUCAUAGCAACAGUCAGUGACCGGUACAUAUUUGUCUCCUUACUCUCCAGAGACACAACCUACAAGCUAUUAAAAUCUGUCUGUAGACACUUAGAGGAUAUAAGUGUUGGCAACAGUCCCAAUCCUUCUUCCGCCGAAAACAGCUUCAGGGCCAAUCGCCCUAUGACCCUGUCUUUGGAUUUCAAUGAAGACUACUCAGAUCUGGAAGGUAUAGUGCACCGUCGGAGACAAGAGUUGGAAGAGUCUAGUAGUACUGGCUCUCAGACCCCUGAAUCAGAACACUUCCAAGAUUACCAUGUCAUUGAGACCCAGACUCAUCUGAAAGUUGCCAAGGCAGAAGCAAAGUCUAUCCAUACAGACCUACGCAGUAAACAUAUGCCUGAAGGAACAGGCAGGAACAUUCCCAGAAAUGGCCAGACUGGAGCCUUUGGAUUCUUCCACAGAGUGAAGUCCCACAGAUUUUUGUCUCUGAACCACAUACUUGUUAUCUAUGCAGUUCUUGUCUGUGUCCUAGUCCUAUCUACCUUCUACAUGAGAUAUAAAAUCAAUGUUCUGGAGGAACAGCUAGUCUCCAUGGCUUCCUUUGUUGCCUCCCAUAUUAAUGACCAGCCAGUGCAACAAGGCCUGGGAUCCCAUCUGCAAAUUAAUGCUGAUGCCCUCUGUGGUGAACUAACAGCUAACCUCAUAAAAUUGGAAAAGAUACAAAACAACUUACAAAGACUACUUGAAGAUGGUGAUUGAAACCUUCAUGUUCUGGACUACUUCAUACCUCAUUCUCCUAUGUCUGAUAAGCAGCAUCAAACACUGCAGUGAACUCUGCAGGCUGGAGUUCGUGUUCCGUUUUUUUUUUUAAUCUAAAGCCACACUUAGACUCCUGCAGUAGCUCCUCUAUCUCAAGAAUCUGGAGAGUGGUUUAUUCUUGUGCAAUAAAAUAUAUCUGUGUAUUCUGACAAUAAUGUCUUUCCAUUGCUAGUCACACAUCAGUAGACACAAUGUGAUUUUUAUAGUUUGGGGCCAAAUUCUGUUCUUGGUUACUCCAGUGUAAAUCUGGAGUAACUCCCUUUAUCUCUAUUUGUUUUUCCAUUUACAUGGAUGUGACAGAGCAGAAUUUGGUCCUGGAUGUACAGCUACAGAACCAUCAUGUGCAAAUGCUUGUUGUCUUUUGGAGAGAGCACCUGUCUCUCUAAUAUUACUGUAGUUAUGAAUAAACACUCCAUUUUUAGUUUUCUUCUCUUCUGCCCCAGUUCCCCAAAAUCUAUGCAUGUGUCAAACAACUUCAUGUCUGGUCUCUCUGGGCCUGAUUCUCUGAGGUGCUGAGUGCACUCUUCUCCUUAUGUGCCAGAUUCUCAGCUGGUGUAAAUCAGCACAACUCCAUUCACUUCAUUGGAGCUAUACCAGCUUAAUGCCAGCUGAGGAUCUGGCCCAUUGACUUCAAUGCAAAUUAAGCGCCCAGUAGAUGACAAGAUCAAGCCCUAUGCAAUCACUCACAAUUUUUACAGAAUACCCCACCCACUAUGAACUGUAGCUUCUGCAAACUGUUUAUAAGGAUAGCAGCCCAGGGUGCCACCUAAGCACAGUUUAAAAUCUCCAGUAUAUUUUAAAUCUAUCAUUGUAACACAGUUUGCUCAUGAUGCCCUCCAGUGCUAACACACUGUCAGCUUUUCAAAGGGUUGCAUGAGGUCUUAGCUGUGCAGUUCCCAUUCCAGUUACUGGGAGUCCCAUAGCUAAUUUGGUCACGGAAGAUCCCACAGAGUCUAUCACCCUUACACAAUGGGAACUGUCAAGUUAAUGAAAAUACAAAGACAGAAGCUAUUCUACUGGAGUGAACAGAAGAAAAAUAGGUGUCCCUCUUGUUACAUUGUUCUGUUUUCACAGAGCCUUAAAUGAUGAAAGGUUUCAGAGUAACAGCCGUGUUAGUCUGUAUUUGCAAAAAGAAAAGGAGUACUUGUGGCACCUUAGAGAUGAACAAAUUUAUUUGAGCAUGAGCUUUCGUGAGCUACAGCUCACUUCAUCGGAUGCAUACUGCUGCAGUUUCCAUGGUCUCUAAGGUGCCACAAGUACUCCUUUUCUUUUUGUUAAAUGAUGAAGUAACUGUUGAUUUUAACUCUUUGCUUUACCAAGUUGGUUGGUUGGUUUUCAUGAGGCAAUAUUUAGAGUAGCAUAAGAUAGAGCCUGUAAGUAAACAGAUUUUAUAUAUGUAUUUUUAUAAUUUCUGUGAAAUGUACCUUAUUUUGUUUAAUAAAAAAUAAACUUUUAAAAA